AUGACCACCAAAACCCAAAUCAAACUGAAAGGCGAGGUCGGCUGGGAGGCUAUCUUCAACUAUGACAACACCGGCAACACUGGAGAAAUCGUUCAGACCUGGGAGGUGAAAAUCCUCCGAAAGUCGGUUCGCAGCUCGUUUGCCCAGGAAGUAUCAAGCACGACGAGAAAAACCUUGGAGGAGAGCGGCCAGUCAGUUGGAACUGGAUUCUCCUAUGCCGGUGUUUCGGCUUCAGUGUCCUCGUCUUGGGAGUAUUCACAAGAGAUCACCGAAAUGCUCGAGAACACGACGAGUGCAUCGAGCGAAGAUACCUACGUUUACGAGAAGAUAGAGACACGAUCUUACACAAUUGGCCCUGGCGGAAAGCUUAAGCUCUUCCAGAAGUACUUCAAAGCGCCAGGAAUGAAGGCCCUAUUCGAUCGUUUUACGACUAGCUUGGAGGAGGGAGAAGAAAAGCAGGAGAUUGACAUCGAUGUUGAAGUUGAGGCUAUCGAGUUCAUCAAGGAUAUCAAGGUCGUUUAUACGGACAACGCGACUGGCGCCCCGAACCUGCAUAUCCGUGAGAUCGAGAACGGCAAUUCCGACGUCAAUGCUGGCUUCGGUGGAAAAUAUGUCUGGCUCGUUGAAGAUUACAGCAUGAACACUGAGGAGGUGAUGACGAGCGUGGACUUCGUCCGCCAGUCAAGCAGCGACGACAAGCACUCCGACCUGGCUGCUGGCGCGGGCGGUGACUUCCGGUACCUCAUCCCCGUGUACGACGGCAAGAAGGACGACAAGAUCAGUGAGUUGGGCCUCCUCCGCUCCAAGGGCAAGGUUCCUCUUGAGGCGGUCAAAGAAAAGGGCUGGGAAGGCAUGACCACGGAUAUCAACGCUGACCGCGAUGGUGACUAUCUCGACUUGCUCUGGAAGACGCGCCAUGCCUACUAG
This is a messenger RNA of Coprinopsis cinerea okayama7#130, 927 nucleotides long. RefSeq lists its product as hypothetical. The coding region runs from base 1 to 927 and encodes 308 amino acids. The record is from RefSeq and is a predicted model, not a curated record. NCBI's taxonomy places the organism in Eukaryota, Fungi, Basidiomycota, Agaricomycetes, Agaricales, Psathyrellaceae. The transcript is spliced from 5 exons.